UAUUGUUUGCGUGGAAUGUUUUGUAGCCGCGCACCUUAUCAUCCGCAAAAAUAAUCCGCUAAAUGUAGUUACUAAUACUAAUACUAUACUAGUGUAAUAAGUAUUCUUACCGUGAAAGCUACAGUGCACAUUACAGUUUGAACGUGAUAUGUUUGUUGUUUUAUUUUGUUUAUUGUUGUAACUUGUGUUGUUCGUCAUGUCGGAGUACCAACAAACUUUUGUUAUUGAGAGGAAGGAAGAUGGAUCUAGCGUAAACGUGAAUCUUUUCGGUGGCACGGUGACAUCAUGGAAAUGCUGUGGAGAAGAGAUGCUUUUCUUGAGCAAAAAUGCGCUGUUUGACAACAAGAAAGGAAUCCGAGGUGGCAUUCCGAUCGUGUUCCCGCAUUUUGGUCCUUGGCCGAUCGGGCCGCAGCAUGGUUUUGCUCGGAUACAGAUGUGGGAAGUGGAACAGCUUCCAUCUGUUGAUGUCAGCGGCAAUGUAGUCGCCAUCAUUGCUCUGGUCGACAAUGCCGAAACAAGAAAAAUUUGGGAUUUCAAAUUCAAGUUAAGAAUGACUCUGACACUGCUGAAAUGCUGCUUCUCCAUGGAUUUGCACGUCACUAAUACAGGUGACGCUGAGUUCAACUUUACCACACUGAUCCAUACAUACUUCAGGCUGCCAGAUGUAACCAAGAGCAGAGUACUAGGUCUCACAGGAUGCAAAUAUUUUGACAAGACUACUGGUCAAGAUAUUCAGUCCGAAACAAGGGAACAGCUUUCUGUAGACCGCAACAUCGACAAUAUCUAUGCGAAUGUUCCUGAUGAGUUGACAUUGACUGGUGGCCCAGCAGGUCGGACAAUAAAAAUCACCAAGAAGGGCUUCCCAGACACAGUCGUGUGGAAUCCGUGGGUGGACGGCGCUCAGAAGAUGGCUGACUUCGGUGAUGAUGAGUAUCCACUCAUGCUGUGUGUAGAGGUGGGACACGUGGUUAAGAAGGUGUCUCUCGCACCAGCGCAGGAAUUCCAUGCAUCACAGACUCUGCAGAUCCAGUGCCCCGAGUAGAGAUUGAGUGGAGUAGAGUACAGUAGCUGUGUAUUCAUAGUUCGGAUUAUGUAAAAUUAUCGCACAGAUAUGCCGUACUGUUGAUAAAUAUCUGAUUAUGAUUUAUGUGGUUGAAAACCCAAAAUGUUAUACUGGAGCAUUUAUCACGAGUCACCGCGUGGUUUGUUCUAAAGAAAAUCUCCAACUGCAGAAAUGAUUAUAACAGCCUUGUAACAUGUAGUUUGGGGCUACUCUGGACCUCUGGAAGUUAACGGGUUCGGAUUAGAUGCUAUCCGACCUGUUUUUCAUUGUGAAAUAAAUGAUGUUAUUAACCUUGUUGGGCCAGGUUAUACGAUGGUAAAAGAUUUAUCAUUCUAAAAUGUCCACAUUACCUUCCAAACUUUACAUUUUUUGUUCUGUUGCAUGUUAGAAUAAACCCUGGUGCACACUCCAAACAC
Messenger RNA from Priapulus caudatus, 1479 nucleotides. Its product is annotated as putative glucose-6-phosphate 1-epimerase. The coding region runs from base 197 to 1042 and encodes 281 amino acids. The record is from RefSeq and is a predicted model, not a curated record. Gene Ontology annotation, molecular function: carbohydrate binding; isomerase activity. The transcript has 9 exons. NCBI's taxonomy places the organism in Eukaryota, Metazoa, Priapulida, Priapulimorpha, Priapulimorphida, Priapulidae. Gene Ontology annotation, biological process: carbohydrate metabolic process.